Molecule: messenger RNA, 4488 nt
Organism: Mesocestoides corti
Lineage: Eukaryota; Metazoa; Platyhelminthes; Cestoda; Cyclophyllidea; Mesocestoididae
Source: the annotation of a GenBank genome assembly
AUGUCCUCAGUGAAGGUAGCAGUUCGUGUGAGGCCUUUCAACAAACACGAGGUUGCUCUCCGGUCUAAGCGUGUCAUUUCCAUGUCCGGUGAUGCAACUACUAUUAGCAUUCGUUUUGGUCUAUUUUGUCAGGCAAGUGACCCGUUGUUCGUGUCGCAGAGUCUGAUCUACAAAGAAAUUGGUGUUGAGGCACUGGAUCACGCGUUGAAAGGCUACAACGUUUGUGUAUUCGCCUACGGUCAGACGGGCUCGGGAAAGUCGUACACUAUGAUGGGAAAACCAGAUGAUCCAGAACACAUGGGUUUGUCUCCGCGUAUUUGUCGUGAUUUGUUUACACGCCUGGAUGAGAUUCGGAUGGAGAGGCAGCAGGCGAAGUUUCAGAGCAUCGUUGAGGUCUCCUACAUGGAGAUAUACUGCGAACGGGUUAGGGAUCUCCUCAAUCCAUGUGGAAAAGGACGCCUUAGGGUCCGAGAACAUCCUACCUACGGACCCUAUGUAGAGGACCUUUCACGGUGUGCUGUUCAGUCCUUUGAUGAAGUCAACCAACUCAUCAAUGCAGGAAAUAUGUCAAGAACUGUGGCAUCGACAAAUAUGAAUGAGACCAGCAGCCGAUCCCACGCCGUCCUCACGCUCCUCGUAACGCAGCGGGAAGUUGAUGUCCACACUCAACUCAUCGCGGAAAAGGCGAGUCCAUUCAACCCCGGCCGAAUCCGAAAUGAUUUAUCAGCUAGGGUGAGCAAAAUCAGUUUGGUCGAUUUGGCGGGAAGUGAGCGCGCGGACGCCACGGGGGCCACCGGCAUGCGGCUGAAAGAGGGCGCCAACAUCAACCGAUCGCUCACCACCCUCGGUAAGGUCAUCGCCUGCCUCGCCGAAUUGGCCACAUCGAAAAAGAAAAGGAAGAAUGAUUUUAUACCCUACCGCGAUUCAGUCCUCACUUGGCUACUUCGGGAAAAUCUCGGUGGCAAUUCCCGGACAAUGAUGCUAGCCACGAUCUCUCCAGCGGACGUGAACUACGAGGAGACCCUCUCUACUCUUCGAUAUGCAGACAGAGCGAAGCAGAUAGUCUGCAAAGCGGUCAUCAACGAAGAUCCGAAUACGCGAAUUAUUCGCGAACUGAAGCUCGAGGUUGAACACCUUCGAAGGCUUCUUCGAUUAGAGCAGGGUGUCCCAACUAAUGAGGCCAAGGAAUUACCCUCGGACCUGGAGACGAGUUUCGAACUGAAACAGUAUGAGGCCAGAACUGAGGAACUGCGCGCGUCAGAAAAGUUGUUGGCAGAAUUAAACGAGACUCUUGAGACGAAACUGAAGAAAACAGAGGCUCUUCGGAUACAGCGAGAACAGGAACUGCGAGCAAUGGGCAUUGCCCUUCGUGCGGAUGGGGCAUUAACCGGUGUCUUUGCGCCCAAGGCAAGCCAAAUGAUUGCUAUCUUAGUUUUACUAGGUCACUUGGAAGAAGGCAGGGACCUGGACAUUGGCCUUUUGGGGAGCUUCAUCAGACCGCAGCACUGCAAUUUCUUGCUGGAAAAUAGCUUGGUGACAAUCGAACCAAUCCAGGACGCUGAAUGCUACAUUAAUGGGAGCCUGAUUAAGAACCCAACAGAACUCCAAUCAGGUGAUCGAGUGAUUCUUGGAAAAAAUCACGUCUUUCGAUUCAAUAAUCCCUUGGCACGCCGCGAUCGGAAGUCGGUUGGCAACGAUGAAAUGACGAUGAGUGUGGGCGAAACCAUGGACUGGACGUACGCAAUCUGCGAACUUCUCGACAAGCAGGGCGUGGACUUGCGCGAGGAAAUGGCUGAGCGUCUUCUGGAAAUGGAGGAACAGUAUCGACGUGAGAGGGAGGAGAGUGAUCGACGAUUUGACGAACAGAGAAAGGAAUAUGAAGGCCAAAUUCAAGUUCUUUUGGAAAAAGUCGAACAACAAUCACUGAUGAGUUCCAUGGUCCACGAAGACUCAGUCUCCGAUGAAGAAGGUAGGAUUCGUAGUACCUUGCUCUUGAAGGAUAUUCUGUGGGAUAAUGCAGUUUUUCUAAAGGAAGCAAACGUUAUGAGCGUGGAGUUAGGAAAAAAGAUGCAGUAUCAGUUUAUAAUGCUGACGAACACAUCCUACACACCAGUCAGUAAAGACAUUGCAAAAAUGGUGGGCGACAUGCGGAAUUCCUCAAACAAACUGGACGACGAGACCAUAGUGGCCAUUGAGGCCGUCAACACAGCCAGUGGCAUCAGCUACAAAUGGACACUCGAAACCUUUAGAGAACGCCUUUUAGAAAUGAGGCAUUAUUUUCGGGUAGAGGGGGACUUCUCAAACCUCGCUGCGCAUCCACCCGCCUCCGCACAGUGUUCUUUAAAGAGAAGUAUACUACCGGAGUCCUCCGAGUCAUCGACAUCUGAAGUGGCUGAAAUGGACUAUCAGACACGCAUGGAAUCCGACAGAGAAAUUGAUUAUAGGGAAGAAGAGGAAUAUUCAGACACAAACGACCCAUUUUGCGAUCGAUUGUCGUGGUUCCAGGCCAUCGGAAGAUGCUUCGUUUACUUGACUAACCUCUACUUCGACGUGGCUCACGAGCAGGAACUGCAGCUUAUCGACCGCGACGGAGACCGUGUGGGCUUCGUCCGUGUCCGCGUGGAGUCUAGCGGCGAGUCACCGUCGCCACGCUCCCCCGCCCCCCUCAAGUGUCCCUCACCCCUCUUCGGGCCUGCCUCGCAGGGAGGUCAACGCGAGGGGCAUUCGAACCUGCACUUCGCCGACGACGAGUACUUUAGCUCAGAGACAAAUGACAAUGACUUCACCGACAAUUUCGCAUUUGGAAAUGUAGAUUACGCACCGAUUUCCGACCCUCUAGCAACGGUGAUACCGAAAGAAACCUGUAAUGGCAAGACACCGAAGUUCCGUGAUCGACAAUUUUUUCCUGCUGAUAGCACGACCAGUGAAACCGACAUGCUGACAGAGGAGCACGCCAAAUUGCCUUGGUUGUGUGAGGAAUUCCUUCCAUCACAUCUACGCAUUGGUGGUAAAUUUAGGUGGACAAUCACUAUACUCGAGAUUCAAGAUAUUCCACCUCACUUUUCCGAUGUUUUUUGUCAAUUUUGGUUCCCUAACAAACCAGAUGAAAUUUAUUCGACUGAACCAAUGCGCGAUGUGAACACCACGAAAAAACUGGAAUUUUGUCAAGUUCAGAAGUUUACUGUUAGUGUUACUCGUGCCUUUGUGGAUUUUUUGAUGAGAAAACCCCUUACUCUUGAGGUUUUUGGUCAUGCCCGAAGGGACCUGGCAAUGCAACGUCUACGUAAACAGGCGAUGCUUUCUGGCUCGGGAAAUUUGAUCUCCCAGAAUGACUUGCUAGUUUGGUUUGAAAUUUUCGAGCUGAACGAUGUAGGAGAGUACAUACCGGUUCCAGUUCGUCAGUCGGAUGUUUCACCAGGCCAGGGUGUAUUCAUGCUCCGACAAGGUGUCCAGCGUCGCAUCGCGGUGACAAUCAUUCACGAGCCCCUAAAGAACGCAUUUUCCGACGUUACUUUCAUUGGUGUGCAGGAGGUGGUGGUUGGGAGGGCAAGGGACACGCCGGAAUUCCACUUCUCCGAUUCACAAACCCGCAUUCUCUCCUUGUCGGUAUUUCCCGUCAAUUUUCUCCCACCUGCUGGAGACGACAGGAUAUUUUUUCGGUUUGAAGCUGCUUGGGACAGCUCGCUUCAUGGCUGCAGCUUUCUCAACAAGGUGACGCCAAAAGGUCAAAUGGUCUACAUAACCAUGUCGUGUUAUGUGGAACUAGCCCGUUGCCUCGAUACAGUCUGUCUCACCAAAGACCUGGCGAUGGCUAUCUUUCCGCGUUCCUCAACCUUUACAAUACCAAGGCCAAUUCGCUCGCUGAUUGGCUCGUUGUUGAAUCAGGUGGACCUUCGGCAUGUGACUGGAAUGUAUGAUCUUCAAUUUUGGAAGAUACCAGAUAAGCCCAGCACUCAGAUUUCCACCAGAUACUCGACAAGUUCUACUUAUGUACGGGGCGAGGAAAAUAUUCGUGGUUGGCGGCCGCGUAGCGAUUCCCUCAUUCUCGAACAUCAUUUCGAACUGGAACGUCUCCGAAAAAUAAGAGAGGUGCGGAUUAGUCCAGUGGUCAAUCGAAAGGGUGCGCUCCUAAUUUCGGAUGACUUGCAUCCAGGUUGGGUACUGCGAUGGAUUGUGGUGCGUCGUCCCUUCCUCUACGUGUACGAAAAUGAAAAGGAUACUCUCGAACGGAGAAUCAUCAACCUCACGAAAGCGCAAACUCAGUACAGCGCGGACGAAGCUGAAAUAUUUGGUGGAGACGUGGUAACUCCGUCGAAGGCUGACACCUUCACUGGCAAAACGAAUAGUCCUUCAUGCCAAUCAGAAAUAUUUGCUCUUACUACGACUGACAGAAGGAUCUUCAUGAAAGUAGCACCCGGCUGCAGCAGAGGUGAAAUCCACGAAUGGCUGUACGCAUUCAACCCUCUCGUGGCUGGAGAGAUUAAGUGA